Messenger RNA from Hyla sarda, 5680 nucleotides. RefSeq names its product protein kinase C and casein kinase substrate in neurons 2 (gene PACSIN2). Bases 399 to 1838 code for a protein of 479 amino acids. NCBI's taxonomy places the organism in Eukaryota, Metazoa, Chordata, Amphibia, Anura, Hylidae. The transcript is spliced from 11 exons. Gene Ontology annotation, cellular component: plasma membrane; endosome; cytoplasm. Gene Ontology annotation, molecular function: phospholipid binding; protein binding. Gene Ontology annotation, biological process: cytoskeleton organization; plasma membrane tubulation; regulation of endocytosis. The record is from RefSeq and is a predicted model, not a curated record.
UGUAAACAUGUCAGAGCACUGGCAGCGAUGAGGAGGAGGGAUCCCUGCUGCAGUGUGCAGGAAUGACCUUACCCUGAGCUGCAAGGAUUUACGCUGCACACAGGAAAUGAUGACACGGCCUCGCUGAGGAUUGUGCGGAGGAAUAAGGUCACAGCAGCUGUGCAGGAAUAGUGCAGGUGCAGCAGGCUGAAUGCCAACGAUGCAGCCAGAGCAGCAGCGCGCCAUCACCAGCAGCCGCCUGUAAGUACCCGGAGCCUGGAUGUCACACACUGCUUCCCCCAAGAGGAGCACCGCCAUCUGCUACCCUGUUAUCCCUCCCAGGUACUGACUGUCUAUAGAAGAGGAGAACGCAGAUCACUCACCAUUGGACUUAACUCUGCUUUCCGCCUUCAGAAAUCAUGUCUGGGAACUACGACGACGCAGUUGGGGUUGAAGUGUCAAGCGACAGCUUCUGGGAGAUCGGCAAUUACAAGCGCGCAGUCAAGAGGAUAGAUGACGGACACAGGCUCUGCAACGAUUUAAUGAACUGUAUACACGAGCGGGCAAAGAUAGAGAAGGGUUACGCACAGCAGCUGACAGAAUGGGCGAAGAGGUGGAAGCAGCUCGUGGAGAAGGGGCCACAGUACGGCACCGUGGAGAAGGCCUGGCAUGCCUUUAUGUCCGAAGCAGAAAAAGUCAGCGAACUCCACCUAGAGGUGAAGAACGCGCUGAUGAAUGAAGACUUUGAGAAGGUGAAGAACUGGCAGAAGGAGGCCUACCACAAACAGAUGAUGGGCGGCUUCAAAGAGACCAAAGAGGCUGAAGAUGGCUUCAGGAAAGCACAGAAGCCGUGGGCGAAGAAACUGAAAGAGGUGGAGGGAGCUAAGAAGGCCUACCAUGCCGCAUGUAAGGAGGAGAAAUUGGCCAUCUCCAGAGAGACCAACAGCAAAGCCGAUCCCGCUCUCAAUCCCGAGCAACUGAAGAAACUUCAGGACAAGGUGGAGAAGAGCAAGCAGGACUCUCAGAAGACCAAAGAGAAAUACGAGAAGGCCCUUAAGGACCUAGACAGCGCCACUCCGCAGUACAUGGAGAACAUGGAACAAGUGUUUGAGCAGUGCCAGCAGUUUGAGGAUAAGAGACUCCGCUUCUUCCGUGAUCUACUCUCCGAUGUUGAGAAACAUCUUGAUCUGUCCACUUUGGACAGUUAUUCCAGUGUAUACAGAGACCUGGACUACUCCAUAAAGUCGGCCGACGUUCUGGAGGACCUCAAGUGGUUCAAGAACAAUCACGGGCCGGGGAUGUCUAUGAACUGGCCCCAGUUUGAGGAAUGGUCUGCCGACCUAAACCGUACGCUGAGUCGAAGAGAGAAGAAGAAGCCCGCCGAAGGGGUCACUCUCACUGGAAUCAGUCAGGCGGGCGAGGGGUCGCUGCAGAAUAAACACAGCAGCCAUCUUAGCGUCCAGUCAGUACAGUCCACACAGUCGAGUAACAACCCGUUCGAGGAUGAGGAGGAGACGCCCAGUAUCAUUGAGAAGGAGGACAGUAAAACGAAAAACGUCAGCAGCUAUGAGAAGAGUUACCCCACAGAAUGGUCGGAUGACGAGUCCAACAACCCCUUCACCAGCAGCGACGCCAAUGGAGACAGCAACCCGUUCGACGAGGAGGCUGCCGGAGGAGUAGAGGUCCGGGUCAGGGCACUGUACGACUACGAGGGGCAGGAGACGGACGAGCUCAGCUUUAAAGCUGGAGAAGAGCUGACAAAAAUAGAAGAUGAAGAUGAACAGGGCUGGUGCAAAGGACGUCUGGACGGUGGACAAGUGGGGUUGUACCCUGCGAACUAUGUGGAGGCCGUGCAGUGACCCCGGAGUGACCCCCGCCGCCUCCAGCGUGCACCUAGUUCUCGUAAUAACCUGUAAUCUGUUCACUGGGAUGAGUUGAAUGCGACAUAACCUGUAUAUAUUACAAUGUAAGGAAGAUGCGGUUGACACUAGGAAUGACUUUGCAUACAUUCGGUAGAACUGGGAAUCUUGAUGUUUUUUAUUUUAUUGUUUUUGUUUAGUUUUUUUCUUUCCUCCUUUUUUCAAAGUCUGAAUCAGCACAUUGAGGAGACACGGCCCCCUGCUUUGUUUUCUUGCUGUUGUUUUUUUUUAAAUAAUUUUAUUAUCGGUCGCUGUUGUGGACGGUGCCUUGCAUUGAUCCUGCGCAUUCAUGUAUCCAUAUGACUUGUUGUUAGAAGUGACCUUUUCUGUAAUGUGGAAUAUAUAUUUUUUUAAGCGUUGCAGUUCUGUAUUUUUUUUUUUUUUAUGAAGAAAUUGUCUUAUUUAAUGUUGGGCGGGCGGACAUGAUUUAUAUUUUUUCCUUUUUUCUUCUAUUCUUUUCUUUCUCCCCCCCCCCCCCCCCCCUAUUCCCCUAUUCCCCUGCAGGAGAGAUCGCUACACCUCUUCCAGUAUGAGAAAUAUAAAUAUAUAUAUAUAUAUAUAUAUACACACACACACACACAUGCAUUUAAAAAAAAGUGUGUGUGUAUAUAUAUAAUAUAUAUACGUGUAUAUAUUUGAAAAAAAAAAAUGAUAUAUAUAUAUAAUAUACACUAUCAAUUAUAAGCUUUGGCUUUAUCACCUAAUACAAGACUCCAUAGGGCUAGAAUAUUGCAGCAAUUGAUACAGUUUCAUAAACAAGGCAGAAGCGGAUACAAAAGUUACUAUUUACUUUUUAGACUGGUUUCACACAAGUGUAAUACGGACGCAAUUUUUUUUCUUGACCGCGGUUUUAUCUUGACCGCAGAUCUGAUAACCUGAACUGUUAGGUUGGGACUUGCAUUCGUAAUAAAGAUACCAAAAUGUGUCCGUAUUAUUCUACUUGUGUGGUCUGGAAACAAACAUGCAGUCUUCUUUGUGCCAAACAGUAGUGCAGUGUUUCCCAACCAGGGUGCCUCCAGCCUUCGGCUGUCUGGGCAUGCUGGGAGUUGUAGUUUUGCAACAGCUGGAGGCACCCUGGCAGGGAAACGCUGCAGUAGUGGAUGCAAAAGAAAGGAAUAGUAUCGAUCUUUCCUUGCCGGCUUCAGGUGAGUGCAAUAUGGCCGCUCUUUAUGCGGCUGUGCUACAAAAGUGAGCCCUGGCCCGACCACUGGUCUGAUCACUCACCACGACAGCAUCAUAGAUCCAAUGCCGUAGUGUAGUUAGAUUCGCAGUCAGGCCGGGACCUGCAGUCAUAAUAGGGAUGCAAAAAAUGGAUGUUUUAUGUUUAUCCGAAACUGGCCUUAUACUUAUCCUGCCUUCUUUUGAAUCCACUUCUGACUCUGGCUCGAGAAAUUGCAGAAUAUAUAAAUAUAGAUUGCAAAUAUAUAUAUAUAUUGCAAAAAAAAUAUGUGUGUGUAUGUAUGUAUGUGUAUAUAUAUAUAUAUAUAUAUAUAUAUAUAUAUAUAUAUAUAUAUAUAUAUAUAUAUAUAUAUAUAUCAGAGAGAAAAAAAUUAUAUAAAAUUAGUCCUGCCUUAUUUAUUUUCUCUUUAAACAUACAAAAUACUAUAUAACUGUUACAGUAAAUUGUGGCAGGGUUCAAUAACCUAAUUCUGAGUCAUUGUCUCCCACCCCCGAAAAAUUUUAUAAAUUUAAAUAAAAAUGUGUAUUUAUUUAGUUUUUUUUUUUAAAUAAUUUUUUUUUUAAUUAUUUUUUCCCUGGCCAGCAAACGUGCCAGUCCUACAACCAAUUCUCACUCCCGUCUUCUACCAGUGUCGCUUGAUAUCCAGACCUCCAGUAGUAGGCGGGGAUUACUUGGAAAAAAAUCGAUUACCGAUCAGGGAUUAUUAUUUUUUACAUUUUUUUUUUUAACUCUUUGCUUUCUCCCGUCAUCUUAUGAAACAUUCCCUUGUGUUGUACAGAUGAUCUGAUUUACAGGUGUUUAUUUUUAUUAUUAUUGUGCUUUCUUUUUUUUCUUCUUCUUCCCCGCUUCCUUUGUCCUCUAUGGUGAUGCAAGCCUCUCCUUCUGUUAAAUUUUUUUUAAGUAUUUUUUUUUUUAAAGUUUUUUUUUCCCCUGUUGGUCAGAGAUACAAAGUAUUACACGAAAAAUCCCUUUUUUAUUCCUAGGACCAACCGAAAACCAUGCACAUAUAUUUAUUCAGAGCUUGUAACGGUGGGAAAGGGCUUAAUGGGUUCACCUCAGACUCCACCUUACAUAGACUUGAUGCAGAACCGAGCUGAUCUAGUUUUACCAGUUACAUCAAUGGCUUCACAUGUGUCAAGACUUUCUUCAUGUCGUCAUCUACUGUACGAGUAGCCAAACGCUGUGUUAGAGUAAUGUGCGUUUGUGUCUAUAUAAAUUUAAAAAAAUAAAAUUACAAAAAAGAAAAAAAAAAUAUGUAAAAAAUCUACAUAUUUAUGCCUCUAAAAAUAUAUAUAUAUAUAUAGAUCUAUAUAAAGCAUUGACUAUAUCGGAGAGAAUCCUCUAAAACGCAUGUCGUCUCGUGGAUUUCAUUGACAGACUAUGCUUGAAGACUGUUAACAAUUCUAGACCUUCCAUCCUUCCUAGUUUUGCUGUAUCAUAGUCUUUAAGUAUUAUGUGAUUCUGGGGGGGGGAGAAAAAAUAAAUAAAUAAAAAAAACUCACAAAAGCAGACAAAAAAAUAAUAAUUUUAGUAAUAAACUAAAGGAAAAAAAAGAAAAAAGUGUUGUGAAUAUGUAAUUUGGAUAUUUGGUGACUUGUAAAAAAACAAAACAAAAAAAAAACCUUCUCAGUUCUGUGUGGAUUAUCUUGUAGCGAAACACUGUAACCGUCUUCCACAAUGUCUCGGAGAAAAAGAGAGAGAGGGUCUGGGCCAGUGUUUCCUAACCAAGGUGCCUCCAGCUGUUGCAAAACUACAACUCCCAGCAUGCCCAAACAGCCAAAGGCUGUUCGGGCAUGCUGGGAGUUGUAGUUUUGCAACACUGCCCCAACCUGUGGCUGUCAAGCGGUCAGGACAGCCUGUGGCUGUCAAGCUCUCAGGACAACCUGUGGCUGUCAAGCUCUCAGGACAACCUGUGGCUGUCAAGCUCUCAGGACAACCUGUGGCUGUCAAGCUCUCAGGACAACCUGUGGCUGUCAAGCUCUCAGGACAACCUGUGGCUGUCAAGCUCUCAGGACAACCUGUGGCUGUCAAGCUCUCAGGACAACCUGUGGCUGUCAAGCUCUCAGGACAACCUGUGGCUGUCAAGCUGUCAGGACAACAGCUUCACCCACUCUAGCACUGGGAGGGAAAUGGAAACAAUCGUCUGUCCGGACAUGCUGGGAGUUGUAGUUUUGCAACAGCUGGAGGCACCCUGGUUGGGAAACACUGGUCUGGGCGGUGGCACCCAUGGGGUCGGUCUCCAUAGAGUUGACAUUGGCUUUCCUUUACCUCAGGUGGCGAGUGCCAUGGGCCCAGAUAAGUCGAUAAGGAUCGGUAAUCUGGCAGAUACCUUUGUGGUCCUGCAGAUUCUCCCUUACCCUCCCCCUGCACGGAGCAGCUGACCGGCACCUCCUGGGUUAAUGAUGAUGUAUUGUCGAUAGUAUAACGUUUCUAAUGCAUUCAAUGGAAACCUGUUUGUUUGAGGAAAGUCUUUACUGCAUACUAUAGCACAAAUAACUGUACACAAAGCUGAUUUUUGUGGGAUUUCGGGUAAGUUGUGCCACACCAGGAAUCUUGGCUGUAAUCCUAUGAAAAAGAAUACAAAUAUAUUUUAUUGGAAUUC